AUGAUAGUCACGGUUUUUGUUAUGGGAAUUUUCGACUUGACACGUGUAAUGAAUAUAUUCUUCGUGUACACAGAUUUGAAAGUAUUAACUGCCACUAUCUAUCUUACUGUCACCGAUAUCACGGUUUUGAUCAAAACUUGUCUUUUUAUCAGCAAUGUUAAAACUUUAAAACGACUGACUGUGAUAAUAAAUUGCGAUUUGUUUCAACCCAAAACCGACCAUCAGAAACAACUUGUGCAAAGUGGCUUGACAGCUUGGAAAAUAAGUUAUGUGAGUUUUUGGUCACUGGUGUUUUGCUCUUUACUCAUGUGGACUGUUUCUCCAAUAAUACAAGCAACACCAGGGCGCAAACCGUUGCCCUUGCCGGCUUGGUACCCUUACAAUACCGAAAUAACGCCUUUGUAUGAAAUUACUUACGUGUGUCAGGUCAUCAGUAUGUGGUUUUUGGCCACUGCUAAUAUGAAUAUGGAUAGUUUGAUCGCCGCUUUGAUGAUGUACGUGGGCGCUCAGUGUGAUAUUUUGUGCGAUGAUUUAAAAAAACUGGACAAAUUGUCAAAAAUUCAAGAAGAACGAAAUAAGUUUAAUAGGGGGUUAGUAGACAGAAUAGAGCACCAUAAAGAAAUCUUGCAUUUUGCACAUGAUUGUAAUGCGUCAUACAAUUUCAUUAUUUUGGCUCAAUUUUUUACAAGUUCAUUAGCGAUAGCACUGAGUAUGUUUCAAUUAACGUUGGUUGCUCCCUUAAGUACGGAAAGUAAUACAUUGUUGUUUUAUUUGGGGGCCACAACAUCGGAGAUUUUUUUGUAUUGUUGGUUUGGCAAUGAAGUUGACAUUAAGAGUAGUAAAAUCCCUUACUCAGCUUUCGAAUCGGACUGGACUGGAGCACCGAUAGAAGCAAAAAAGAAUCUUUUAAUUUUUAUUCUAAGAACUCAAAAACCAAUCAGAAUGUCAGCAAUCAAUCUGUUCUCUCUUUCGUUGGCAACUUUCACAACCAUUUUGAGAACAUCUUGGUCAUAUUUCGCAGUGCUACGACAAAUUUAUGCUAGCACUUCUUAA
Messenger RNA from Tribolium madens (black flour beetle), 1053 nucleotides. RefSeq names its product odorant receptor Or1-like. Gene Ontology annotation, biological process: sensory perception of smell; detection of chemical stimulus involved in sensory perception of smell. The record is from RefSeq and is a predicted model, not a curated record. The coding region runs from base 1 to 1053 and encodes 350 amino acids. Lineage: Eukaryota; Metazoa; Arthropoda; Insecta; Coleoptera; Tenebrionidae. Gene Ontology annotation, molecular function: odorant binding; olfactory receptor activity. The transcript has 6 exons. Gene Ontology annotation, cellular component: plasma membrane.